Messenger RNA from Hyposmocoma kahamanoa, 2141 nucleotides. RefSeq names its product protein I'm not dead yet-like. The transcript has 16 exons. Gene Ontology annotation, cellular component: membrane. NCBI's taxonomy places the organism in Eukaryota, Metazoa, Arthropoda, Insecta, Lepidoptera, Cosmopterigidae. Gene Ontology annotation, molecular function: citrate transmembrane transporter activity; succinate transmembrane transporter activity. Bases 163 to 1932 code for a protein of 589 amino acids. The record is from RefSeq and is a predicted model, not a curated record. Gene Ontology annotation, biological process: monoatomic anion transmembrane transport; citrate transport.
GCUCCUGGGCCAACGCAAAAUGGAAUGUAUUGUGCAACAAAUAAAGAGACUUUGCCAGGGGCUUUACGUUAAUUCCCCAACUAUGGAUAAAGAUCAUUGCUAAAGUCGACUGUUAAAAUACAAACUUGAAAAACUUCCUAAAAGAAAUAUAAGUAAAAUAAAAUGGAAGAAGCACCGACUACAAAUGAAGACCCACUAAGCACAACUAUAACAACUAUGCCAACGAUUCCAGGUGAUCUGGAUAACGAUAAUACAGAUACACCGGUAAAGCUUGUACAAAAGCUAAGACUCUUUUUCACAAAUCACUGGAGAGGUCUGAUCGCCACUUUAUUGCCCAUAAUUUUGCUGCCUAUUGUAGUGCCGCCGCCGACUGAGAAAUAUCAAUGGGUUGGCUACACUUUAGUUAUAAUGGCGGUAUACUGGAUGACGGAAAUAAUACCGCUUCCUAUCACGUCCUUCAUUCCAGUUUUUGUCUUCCCAGUAACUGGAGUGAUGAGUACUGCAGAGACUGUUACGUGCUACUUUAAUGAAUCAGUCUUUAUGUUCAUAGGAAGUUUGAUGCUAGCGGCUGCUGUUGAACAGUCAGGGUUACAUAAACGGCUGGCUCUAUAUGCCAUUCAACUUAUUGGCUACUCUCAUUACAAACUGCUUUUCGCAAUGUGUUUCGUCACAAUGUUCAUAUCGUUGUGGAUAACCAAUACCGCGGCCACGACUAUGAUGGUUCCUAUAAUUUUUGCCCUUCUCAAAGUAUUUGAAGAUCAAAAUCUACUGACUAUCUACGACACAACCGAUGACGGUAGUAAAGUGGCGUCAUCCAUGACGACGUGCUAUUUCUGCGCAGCAACAUUUUCUGCAACAAUAGGUGGCAUAGGUACUUUAGUAGGUACUGUCACUAACCUAGCAUUCAAAGGUCUUCUGGAAAAGUACUAUCCCGAUGCCCCUGAUUAUCUUUCAUUUCCAAAAUAUUCAGCAUUUGCUCUCCCAUACACUUUUUGCAUGGAAAUUGCUCUUUACGUCUGUUUGAUCUUGAUGAGUUUUGGAUUUUUAAGACCAAAAAGUGAAGCUGCCAAAAGAGCUAAAAUAUCACCUGAAGGGAUAUUGGCUGCGAAAAUGGCUGUUCAAGAGGAUGUGAAGAACUUAGGCAAAAUCACAUAUUGGGAAAUAAAUGUUAUUUUACUAUUCGGAACAUGCAUGAUAAUGUUCUUCUGUCGCUCACCGCAAAUAUUUCCAGGUUGGGCGGACAGAAUAAUCAAAUAUUUUAAUAUUAAAGACUUAAAAUUUAUUAAAGAUUCUGCUUGUGCAAUGUUUUUUUGCUUUCUAAUGCUAUUAUUGCCAUCAUCAAUGGGCAUAUUUGAUAAUUUUACUAAACCUGUGGACGAUCUGCCUACACAAAAACAGGGAUCAGUGCUUAAUUUCACGCCUAUGGAUGCUGUUCUUCCGUACAGUUUCAGUUUUCUUUUAGGUGGGGGAUUUGCAUUAUCAACAGCAGCUAAGAAAGAGUACUCUGAUUUGAACGGAAAAAUCGGAGAGGCGUUAAUCGGACUACAGAAUUUUCCAAAUAAUCUUAUUAUUUUAAUAAUAAUAAUAAUAACUGUUAUUAUAACGAACUUCGCCUCCAACGUCGCUGUUUGUAACGUCCUCGUUCCUAUAGCCAUGACUUUGGCUCAAAAAAUCAAAGCACAUCCACUGCUGUACUGUGUGACAGCUGGAGUGUCGGCUUCAUUUUGUUUUCUUUUACCUGUCGGUACACCUGGAAAUCUCAUCGUACAAAGCGCAGCUAAUAUACCAACUUCAAAAAUGAUAGUCACAGGAGCUGCACCCACAGUAGUAAUUAUUUUCAUAACAUGGUUCUUUCUAAUAGUUUAUGCUCCUGUGAUAUGGUCCGAUAUAAAUGCAAAAGAAAUACCCGAUUGGGCUAAACCAAAACCUUAGUAAGUAGGUUAAAACUGUACAAUACAGUUAGAUUAAUAAACAUCAUGAAACAAACACAUGCAAUCAAUUAUAUGCUCUGCCAACCGAUGAUCAAGAUCAAGUCAAACAAGAUUGUUCCAGUUUUAUUUAUUUUUCAUAUAAUUUUAUUUUGUAUUGAAUCGUAUGUGUAAUAUAUCAAAGGACAUGAUUUACUGAUAAAAUUAAAUUUG